This is a messenger RNA of Exophiala aquamarina CBS 119918, 1560 nucleotides long. RefSeq lists its product as uncharacterized. NCBI's taxonomy places the organism in Eukaryota, Fungi, Ascomycota, Eurotiomycetes, Chaetothyriales, Herpotrichiellaceae. The coding region runs from base 1 to 1560 and encodes 519 amino acids. The transcript has a single exon. Gene Ontology annotation, molecular function: iron ion binding; oxidoreductase activity, acting on paired donors, with incorporation or reduction of molecular oxygen; heme binding. The record is from RefSeq and is a predicted model, not a curated record.
AUGGAGCAAAUCAGUCAAGAACUCGUCACUCACCCUGGAAGGUCAGUGGCUGGUGCAGCAAGGCUGUUGGCCGGAGCGACUGCCUUACUGUUUUGCAUGUACACUAUUGGAUUAUGGAUGUACAACCUGUAUUUCCACCCUCUGGCGAAGUUUCCAGGCCCAAGACUCAACGCCAUAAGUCCACUGCCCGGGAUUUAUUCCCUCCUACGAGGUCGCCUGCCUCUUGACAAUAAGCUGCUGCACGACAAGUAUGGGGCGGUUGUGCGAGUCUCUCCUAACGAGCUUGCAUUCAACUCAGCACAGGCGUGGGAAGAUAUCUACGGCCACCGGCAAGGGAGACCGAAUAUGCACAAAGACCCAAUCCACGUUGGUUCAGUCGACCCCUUACCUGGGGCGUCCACGCUUACAAUGGCGGACGACGAGAAUCACGCUCGUCAGCGUCGAGCACUCGCUCACUCUUUUAGCACCAAGGCCCUACUAGAGCAGGAAGAUAUCAUCCAAGGCUAUGUCUCCUCUUUUAUUAAGAGUCUACGCCGCAAGGCCGACGCCUCCGAGGCCUUCAACAUGGUCAACUGGCUCAACUUCACGACAUUCGAUAUCAUCGGCGACCUCGCAUUCGGCGAGCCCUUUGGCUGCCUCGAGAAGGGGGCAUUCCACUCCUGGGUCGCGUUGAUCUACGAAACAGUGAAAGUCGGUGCCCUCGAGCAAGCAACCCGCCGCUUCGCCCCUGCGGGCUCUUGGUUGCAGGCACAAUUGGUCAGCAUGAUCCCCCAGCACGUUCGGCAGCGCCGACGCAAUCACCUCGCGUACUCGAAAGAAAAAGUCCUCCGGCGCCUGGCCAACCAUAAAGCGGACCACAAGGACUUCAUCUACUACAUCCUCAAACAGCGCGAGAAGCACGAUUUGAAAGAAAACGAAAUCGUGCUCAACGGCGCCUUGUUCAUUGUUGCCGGCUCGGAGACCACCGCGAACCUGCUCUCUGGGCUGAUCGCUCGCCUGAUCUGGAAUCCAGAUAAAAUGGAGAAGCUGUGCGUCGAGAUCCGCGCCGCCUUCAGCUCUGAAGAUCAAAUUACCUACGACUCGACAUCGAAACUCGUCUAUCUGAACGCAUGCCUCGAAGAAGGCCUACGCAUCCACCCGCCCGUCCCAACAGGACUGCUGCGCACCGUCCCGGCCGGAGGCGACACGAUCGACGGGCACUUUGUCCCCGGCGGUACAUCCGUGGCAGUCGGCAGCUGGGCCGCCGCACACAAUCCCGCACACUUCAAAGACUGCGACACUUUCAUACCCGAGCGCUUCAUCGACCCGGCAUACAACGCCACGGAUAACAAAAAGGGUUUCCAGCCGUUCUCCCUCGGUCCACGGGGCUGCAUAGGCAAGAAUCUGAGUUACAUGGAGAUGCGGUUGAUUCUGACGCGCUUGCUGUGGAACUUCGAUGUCGUGAGUGUGGACGGUGCGUGGCAGUGGAAUCCGCAGGGCGAGAUGCGCAACAUGCGCGCGUUUAUGACUUGGGAAAAGCCGGAUCUAAAUUGUAGGCUUGUGAGGGUGGAGAGGGAGUGA